AUAAAAUAAAAUGUCAAGCAGUCUCAAGUGCCAGGGUAAAUUUUUGCUUAACUUUGAUUACAAAGUCAGAAAGAUAAUCCAGAAGUUGAAUAAAGAAGGGAAACCACAAACGAACUUAAGGACCUCUGACAACUUCGUACCACCAGUUAUUAAAGUAGAGCCUCACAAAAAUCCGAUUAUAAAGGAAAUGAUGAAUGAAAAUAAUACUCUACGGUCUAUUGUUGUCAAUACAAAUGGCCGUUCCAAUCCUCCUGAGUGGAAGAAGAGCCUUAGAAAAUAAUCAUAAUUUACAAGAAGGGCGGAAUAAGAAUCAUAGUUACUACUAUGAAGGUGAUCCUAAAGCCUUUACUUCUCAAGAAUCAAGUUUGAAUCUUUCAAAACUGCCUGAACUCGGUUCUAACAAGAGCACGCUUGGUAUUCCAUCAGAAAACUGUACAUUAGAAGGUACCAUAGAUUGUAUCAAAGAAAACGAUGCGUUACUAGACAGGUUAUUGCAAAGCCAGUUAAAACUUGUUGAUUCUAAAAAAAUUAUGUUCCAACCAUCAGGCAUGAGAUACGUAAAAUUUAAGAAGGACUUGUCUUGUCUUGGAGAGAGCCUUAAGACUAAUUCUUUGUGCAAGAGAAAUAAGGAUUCUCAUACUCUGGAUAGGCACCGUAAGUCCUUGCCUCAGCUAAGAAGAAACUUGAAUAAUAACGAAUUUGAAACUUCUGGUGAUUCAGCAAUAUCUCAAAUGGGACUCAAUACCAAGUUAGACCAGUUGUACGACCAUAACCCUGCAAGAUCAAUAUCGAUCCAGACUAUAUCACCUGAACUAGGACGCUUACAAAACAAGCGAUCCCUACUUCCUCAGAUAUCCUACAGCAUGAGCAAGGCUAAUAUUACACUAGAAUCAGCAAAGAAGCUGAAAACCUUGGAACCUCAAAAGAAGAACAUUAAGAAAAAGGUUCCUAAGCCUAAGAUUGAGAAUACGUCCCGGUCAAUCAUUCCUCCAAUGAAGGCAAGGCGAAGCGGAUCUCGCAGCAGGCAGGUAAUCAAGCUGGAUCGAAAGAAAUCCCCGACUGUUUUGAAAGAUACUGAUGAAGCAGCCUCCCCAGGGCAGUUGUCCACUGUGCAGAACUAUGGGAAUUUCAUAAUGAAGGGAUAA
This is a messenger RNA of Moneuplotes crassus, 1145 nucleotides long. NCBI's taxonomy places the organism in Eukaryota, Ciliophora, Spirotrichea, Euplotida, Euplotidae. The record is from the annotation of a GenBank genome assembly.